Molecule: messenger RNA, 264 nt
Organism: Bursaphelenchus xylophilus (pine wood nematode)
Lineage: Eukaryota; Metazoa; Nematoda; Chromadorea; Rhabditida; Aphelenchoididae
Source: the annotation of a GenBank genome assembly
AUGGCGGCUUUCGCCAUGUUAUAUUUGUUGAAAGGAUUCGUGGCUGGAUCCCAGUCUUUUCGGCUGAGAGUUGGCAAAGAAUCCAAGUACUGGUCAACGAAUCAGGACCAGAGAUUGCCACGGCUCAGGAGCUGGCUCUUGGCUCCGGCUCUGAGCGGCUCCGGCUCCGAGCCGGGAGCCAGAGCCGGAGCCGGAAAUUUUGGGUGCGGCUCCGGCUCCCGAGCCCAAAGUCGGAGCCAGGCUUCUCAGCGUUCAGAAAAGUAA